AUGGCAGCGGGAGAGACAUCAUCAACAGCAGAGGCGAAACCGCCUCUUCGAAUUGUAGUCGGCGGUGACGAUGCCGGCUUCGACUACAAGGCCCUCCUCGCGGCAGACCUCGCCGCUUCCCCGCUCGUCGCCUCCGUGCAGGACGUCGGCCCCCUCUCGGCCACCGACAAGACGGCCUACCCGCACUUCGCCGUCGAGGCCGCCCGGCUGGUGCAGGCCGGCAAGGCGGACCGCGCCCUGUUGAUCUGCGGCACCGGCCUGGGCGUCGCCAUCUCCGCCAACAAGGUGCGCGGUAUCCGCGCCGUGACGGCCCAUGACAGCUUCAGCGUCGAGCGCGCCGUGCUGAGCAACGACGCGCAGGUGCUGUGCCUGGGCCAGCGCGUCAUCGGGCUCGAGCUCGCGCGGCGCCUGGUGAGGGAGUGGUUGGCCUAUCGUUUUGACGAGGCGAGCGCGAGCGCGGGGAAGGUGAGGGCGAUUGGAGAGUAUGAGGGGUUGGGUUAG
Molecule: messenger RNA, 501 nt
Organism: Drepanopeziza brunnea f. sp. 'multigermtubi' MB_m1
Lineage: Eukaryota; Fungi; Ascomycota; Leotiomycetes; Helotiales; Drepanopezizaceae
Biological process (GO): carbohydrate metabolic process
Molecular function (GO): isomerase activity
Source: RefSeq, a predicted model, not a curated record